GGUGAUAGCGCGAGCGUAUAUAUAUGCGCACUGUUCGAUCGUCCGCGAUACUCGCGGACUGAAAAUCGUUCGUCAUACGAAGUGCGGUCGUGAGGCGCGAUGGAAAGAACGACAUGUCCCGCGGUCCUGUUGAUGAUCCUGCUGCCUCUUGCGACGCAAGAGCAGGUCGCGGAGGGUGCGUGCAGUUGCGCCGCGUUCAAUAUUUCGGGAACGGAACCGAUAAUUGAGUACACGCUUCAGCACAACGUCAGCUGCGAUCGAGGAGGCAUCGACUGCGAGCAAUUGUGCAUCGCCUUGGCCGUAAGCGCUCGGGACAAGGCGGCGAUGUUGAUCUGCGAAAAAUUGAACGCGCACAUCGAGAAUUUAAAGGUAGCGGUGUAUGCGAAGUCCUGCGACACGGCGCGCUGGUCGUUCACCGGCUUGGAGAGUCCGGAGUACAUUUGCUGCCACGAAGGAAAGGCGACGGCCUGCGACGAGACGACCGAAAAUCAAGCAGCUUCGUAAUCAGUCAUUCUCUCGUAAUCUCUCGUAGUCGUCUUUGUCAUCAGCGAAUAUCGCGCGGUCGAUCACCCUUCGCCGCGUUCCUUAUGUUUUACUCCAGUCGAUCGCGUGACAGCGCGCGCGACGCGGUUCGACGUUAUUACUCUUCAUUACCGCCAACUGACGACUCCGUCGCGAUCAUUGCGAGCUGCGAUUUUCGAGCUAUCGAGAUAUCAAUCACGGCUGAUUGCACGAGUGAUCCGCGGUGGAGUCGCUGGAUAAUUGUAAGAACGACGAAAUUCGCAUGAAGCGCGCGCGACAGCGAUGAAUUUACGUAGAAAUGCAAGUAAUGCCGUUUCGGCGGCGCAUUAUAUUCGAUACGCAUUUAUACCUUUUGUUCCGCUCACAAAGCCCUCGGAUGCCGAGACAGAAAUGUAUUGAAGCUCUUCUCUAUACAGAUGUGAUAAAGCUCCGGGCUAAAAUGCAAUAAUGUCGGCGGCGCUCGAAAAUGCGCGAAAAACCUCGCCGCGAUGAGCCGAGAAAACGCCGUGGGAAAAAACUCCUUUUCCUUAACGAGUCGUCUUCUACUCUCUGAGCUUUCGUUCAAGUGAAAUUUCAGCCCCCCCCCCCGGGGAGAGAGAUAUUACCCGGAGAAAUUUAGAAAAAAUUCCCUGAAUUUCCCGGAGGGAAGUUUCGAAAAAAAACGGAGCGACAGGUCAAAUUCUCGUUCUUUCCCGAGAGGUCUUACUUCAAGAAAUUUAGAGUACUUUCUCUCGGAGUGAACUUUCACUCGGGAAGCAGAAUGACAGUCGAGUCGUUUGGAAAUUCGAGCGAUUUUCUACUCGUUUCCUCCGCAGAGAGAAUUUUCCACUCCAAAUCGCCGAGUGAAUAUUAUCAUUCCAAGUUGAAAAGUAAAUUUGUUUUCGACACACCGUUACAGGAACAAAUUUAUUCUAAUUGAUUGAAACAUUCGCUCCUCGCGGGCGUGGGGCCGAGGUUUACUCUCUAGCUUAAUCGAAUCAUUCACUUUAACGAUUUCGAGUGGCAAUAUUUUCACUAUCGUUUGGAGUGAAUCCAAACGUAUAUAUCUCACUCUUUUCGAAUAUGAAAUAUAUCGAAUAUCAUAAUUCUUCUCAUAUAAAAUUGUCUUUCUUAUUUUACGUUUUCCAAAUCACUCAUUUCAUUGUUUUUGAUAGUUAAUACAGGAACAAACUGUCAUACGGUAGAAUUCAUCCGGCAAGGAACGCAGCCUCUUCAACAGGUUUUUAAAAUACAAAUAGCGCAUGCGAAGGGAAGAGACAAUAAAUUAUGGUGGAAUGUUUCUCGGCUGUAGAAUUACGUGCAGAAUGACUACUUUACUAAAAUAAAAAUCUGCCCAUGUGCGCAUACCUAUCGGUAAAGCGUAAUCUCUCGCAUAUUGGAUGAACGAAUCGAGUAGACUCGUCGCUCGGCGGCGGCGAUGCCGCAACGAGAUGCGAAAAAAGUUGCUCGAAUUAUUCGAAACAAUUAUCAGUAGUAAUGCUGCACCGGACGCUGCGCACUCGAUAUAGGCGCGCAUAACGAUUCGCUCGCCGCGUUUUCAACGAUAUUACGAUAGCUUAAGCGCCGAUUAUCGGCGAGAGAUUUAAUCGAGGGGGCACCUGGUCGCUUCGUAUCUGAAAGUCAAAGCUCGCUCGAAGAAGAGAGCGCUUGAAAGCAUUAAACGCCAUUCGUUCCCGACUGAAUCUCCUUUCGCAUAGCACAAAUAGCACAGCCGAUUAUACGGGGUGUAUCGGCGGAUAUGGAAAUGGAAUACGCGCCUAUCGUAUACCGUGUGUUCGUUCUUGCACGAGCUACUCUUUCUCUCGAUGGGGCUCUUAAUAAGAAUCUAAUUACACGAUGGAUUCAUUCGCGAAGCGAAAGCUCUCGUUCCAUCGAUAAUCCUCGGCGUCGCUUCAAAAUCGCUCAAGUUGCGUAUCCGGAUUACUUCAAAGAGGCGGAGAGGCGCGCUCGCCGGCAAAAUCUUCGGAAAAACGCCCCGCGAAAUCGUAGAAUCCUUCGUGAGGAGCGAAUGCGAAACUUUACAGCCGGAAGCACACAUGCAGAACAAAUGCAAGCGGCCAAAUUUCGAAGCGAUAAAACUUAAGCAUUGAGCGAAUUGCUCAGCCAGCGGUCGAUUACAGUCCGAAAAUUAUCCACCGUGAUUAGUUAGUUUGCUCGCCGCUCGUGUCUCGUUACUUACGUUUGUGCGUGUGUGUGUGUGUGCGUGUGUGCAUAUGCCAUGGGCUCAAUUUUCCGCAUCUACUACCACGCUUUUCAUUAACUAUACACGUUUAUACGACGGCAUAAAACUGGCCUAGUAACAGACGCAGUUUGCGUUCACAUGAACAGAGUAAAAUCAAUUUAAUAAUUUACGAUGUCGUAACUAUCGA
Harpegnathos saltator (Jerdon's jumping ant) is the source of this 2891-nucleotide messenger RNA. RefSeq lists its product as uncharacterized. Lineage: Eukaryota; Metazoa; Arthropoda; Insecta; Hymenoptera; Formicidae. The record is from RefSeq and is a predicted model, not a curated record. Bases 100 to 504 code for a protein of 134 amino acids. The transcript has 4 exons.